AACCACGAAUCGUGGGGCGUAAAUACAAGGUGGUAUUCAAGCAAUCAAUAGAUGACUGACACGUGGAUAAGUUUAGAGAUGCUUUUGUAAAGUCUGAGGGGAUCUUGAUUUGUGUGGGAUACUUGAAGAAACAGCAAGGCGUGGAAUGUCAUUCGAUGAAUUACUCACCAUCCCUGAACAGGAUGAAUGGGUUUAUAGUGACGGGAAAUCAACAACAUGUGUUGCUUUCAUCCUUGCAAUGUACAAAGCCGCUGGUGUAUUCGGCCCUCUCGCUAAUCACAUUCAAGUCACUGAAUUCACUGUGCGUUUCUUUUCUUCUUUCGAUAUCAAGUCUUUCCAUUUAACAUCACUCUUGAGCGUUUAUUUCUUUCCUAUUCUCAGAUCUGAGAUGCAUACACUCCGAAGUUAUUUGAGUCUAACCAGACUCGGCUACCGAGUUGGUGCAACACAGAGGAAGAGAAGCUUGACUUCUGUCAGAUUCUAGGUGAAUACAGAAUGGAGUUACAUUGCAAUAAGAACUUUCAUAUUUUCUGUUUUGUUUUUGUGAUUAUAACCAUACAAAGAUUAUUUUGGUAUUGAAUAAUGAUUGGAUUUGUUA
Arabidopsis arenosa is the source of this 598-nucleotide messenger RNA. NCBI's taxonomy places the organism in Eukaryota, Viridiplantae, Streptophyta, Magnoliopsida, Brassicales, Brassicaceae. The record is from the annotation of a GenBank genome assembly.